ACGCCGAAGCGUUCGGUCGUGUCCGCGGUAGUUGCCUCUUGAAUCUUGGACUCCACUCUGGUGCUCCACUCCACCCACUGGGAGGUGCUCCAAUCGCUCAACUUAUACCCUCACAGACUCCGCUGAGAACGUGUAGUCGCGUGUGUGUGUGUGCCAAGUGCCAGAAUUGUGUGACUAAACUAAUCGCUAAAACUAAAACUAAAAGUAAAGAACAAAUCCCCACGUGAAGCGGGGGAAAUAUUCAGGCAUUCAGGCAUUCAGCAUCCAACAUCCGCCGCUUGCGGCUCCCCGUGUCUCAUUCGAGUGCAAAAUCUGUAAUUGAAAUUCUGCCGCUUACGAAAUUCAAAUCUCGAAAUCUCCGAACAACAGACAAAGACGAAACUUUAUUCAUCUGAAAGUCAAAAAACUUUGUGCACAGGAGCAACACGACUCGGGAAUUUUAAUCAAGGACCGCAGAAAUGCAGUCAAAGGGAAGUCAGGCGCGUGGCACAGAUACAACGCGGCACUAAUUGAGGUGCAGCACGGCGAGGACACGGACCAGGACCAGGACUAGGACCAUGGCUUCAUUUGUAUGCAGGCCAGGAGCAUCCACAGGAACAGCAACAGCAACAAGAGCAACGGAAAUGCAGAGCAGCGGCUAAGCGGAAGUCACAAGCCGCAAAAGCCGUGCGCCCAAAACAACCCACGAACCAACGGAAAAUAGACGGAAAAUAGAGGGAAACCCGAGGGAAAACCGAGGGAAAACACAGCAACACACACAGCAAAACUAAAACGCACCAAACAAAAAAAAGAAGAAAAAAAAAACAGCAGCACAAAUUAGCAGGCAGAGGAUUCGCAUUCGAAUUCGGAUUCUGAUUCGGUUGCAGGAUGAUGAGCGCCGGGGGUACGUACAUCUCCACCGCCAGCGUGGAGGUGCCAAAGGCGCUGCAGGAUGGCGAAAAGUUCAUUCGCUGGGACGAUGACUCGGGCACUGGCCUGCCCGUAACGAUGCGCGUGGAUGCCAAGGGCUUCUUCCUCUAUUGGGUGGAUCAGAACAACGAGCUGGACAUUCUGGAUAUAGCCACCAUACGGGAUGUGCGCACGGGACAGUAUGCCAAGAAGCCAAAGGAGGGCAAACUGCGGCAGAUUGUGACCAUGGGACCGCAGGACACCACGCUCGAGGAGAAGACGGUGACCGUGUGCCAUGGCUCCGAUUUUGUCAAUAUGACGUUCGUCAACUUUUGCUGCAACCGGCGGGACAUUGCACAGCUCUGGUGUGACGGACUCAUCAAGCUGGCCUACAGCCUGGCGCAGCUGAACGGCUCGGCGAUUAUGUUCCUGCAGAAGGCCCACACCCGUCUGUGUCUGCAGGUGGACAAGAGUGGCCGCAUACCAGUGAAAAACAUCAUUAAACUUUUUGCCCAGAACAAGGAGGAUCGCAAACGUGUCGAGAAAGCGCUGGACGUGACCGGGCUGCCGUCGGGCAAGGGCGACAGCAUAUCGGUGUCCAAAUUUCAAUUUGAGGACUUUUACAAUCUCUACAAAUAUCUGACGCAGCGCUCCGAAGUUGAGGUGCUCUUUGACAGCAUUGUGGGCGUCUCAAAGCGCAAAUGCAUGUCCAUACCGCAGCUGGUGGAGUUUCUGAACAAAACGCAACGCGAUCCGCGCCUCAACGAGAUACUCUAUCCGUAUGCGAAUCCAGCGCGAGCCAAGGAGCUCAUCCAGCAGUACGAGCCGAAUAAAUUCAAUGCCCAGAAGGGCCAACUCAGCUUGGAUGGCUUUUUGAGGUACCUCAUGGGCGACGAUAAUCCCAUAAUGGCGCCCAACAAACUGGAUCUCUGCGAUGACAUGGAUCAGCCGAUGUCGCAUUACUUCAUCAACUCGUCGCACAACACUUAUCUCACGGGACACCAGCUGACGGGCAAGUCCUCGGUGGAGAUAUACAGGCAGUGCCUGCUCGCUGGCUGCAGAUGCGUGGAGCUCGACUUUUGGAAUGGACGCACCGAGGAGCCCGUCAUUGUGCACGGCUACACGUUUGUGCCCGAGAUCUUUGCCAAGGACGUGCUGGAGGCCAUCGCAGAGAGUGCAUUUAAGACAUCCGAAUACCCUGUGAUACUGAGCUUUGAGAAUCACUGCAAUCCCAGGCAGCAGGCAAAAAUCGCCAACUAUUGCCGCGAAAUCUUUGGCGAUAUGCUGCUGGAUAAGCCGCUCGAUUCGCAUCCCUUGGAGCCGAACAUGGACCUGCCGCCGCCGGCGGCCCUGCGUCGCAAGAUCAUCAUCAAGAACAAGAAGAAGCAUCACCAUCAUCAUCACCACCAUCACCACAAGAAGCCCUCGCAGGCGGCGGGCACACCGGCAGCCAGCAACAAACUGAUGACCGCCAAUUCAGUGGAUGCGGCGGCCAAGGCAGCAUCUGCCGCAGCGGCGGCGCAACAAGUGGCAGCAGCAGCCGCCGCCCACGAGGAGGGUGCUGGAGCUGGAGCAGCCGUACGCGCCGCCAAUGGUGACAUUUCGACAGGAACCGGAGGACAUGCACCGCCAUUGCAACAAAUACGCCAGAGCUCCAAGGACAGCACUGGGUCCUCGGACUCGGACAGCUCCUCGGACGAUGAAUCCCUGCCCAAUACCACACCCAAUCCACCCAGCGGCAACGAACCGCCGCCGGAGAAGGCCCAAAAGGAAACGGAAGCCGGAGCGGAGAUCUCAGCGCUGGUCAACUAUGUGCAGCCCAUACACUUCAGCUCCUUUGAGAAUGCAGAAAAGAAAAAUCGCUGCUACGAGAUGUCCUCGUUCGAUGAGAAGCAGGCCACAACGCUGCUGAAGGAGCGGCCCAUUGAGUUCGUCAACUACAACAAGCAUCAGCUGUCGAGGGUCUAUCCCGCGGGCACGCGCUUCGACAGCUCCAACUUCAUGCCGCAGCUGUUCUGGAACGCGGGCUGCCAGCUGGUGGCGCUCAACUUCCAGACCCUCGACCUGGCCAUGCAGCUCAAUCUGGGCAUCUUCGAGUACAAUGCCCGAUCGGGCUAUCUGCUGAAGCCGGAGUUUAUGCGUCGCUCCGAUCGACGGCUGGAUCCCUUCGCCGAGAGCACCGUGGAUGGCAUCAUUGCGGGCACCGUCUCGAUACAAGUGCUGUCCGGCCAAUUUCUCACGGACAAGCGGGUGAACACGUUCGUGGAGGUGGAAAUGUACGGCCUGCCGGCGGACACAGUGCGCAAGCGGUUCCGCACCAAGACGGUGCGCGACAACGGCAUGAAUCCCGUGUACGAUGAGGAUCCGUUCGUCUUCAAGAAGGUGGUGCUGCCGGAGCUGGCCAGCAUACGGAUAGCCGCCUACGAGGAGGGUGGCAAGCUGAUCGGCCAUCGGGUGCUGCCAGUGAUUGGCCUCUGUCCGGGGUAUCGGCACGUCAAUCUCCGCUCGGAGGUGGGCCAGCCGAUCGCCCUGGCCUCGCUCUUCCUGUGCGUGGUGGUCAAGGACUAUGUGCCGCACGGCCUCUCCGAUUUCGCCGAGGCCCUGGCCAAUCCCAUCAAGUACCAGAGCGAGCGCGAGAAGCGCGACAUGCAGCUGUCGGUGCUCACGGACGAGACCGAUGCAUUGGUCAGCGCCGACGAAGAUCUCUCCAAGUCGUUCGUUUUCGUCCAAGUAGGUGGCCAGAAGAAGGAGCUGCGUCCGGUGGAGUCGCUAGCCACCUCGCCCAAGCACAGGGCGAGCAUCUCUGCGGCGGCUGCCUGGAGCGUGGAGCCGCCCACGGACCGCACCGAUGGCGGCGGCGGCGGCGGCGGUGGCGUGGGCCGUGGCGCGGGCGAUGACAGCGAAUGCAUUGUGGCGCCCAGCAGCAUGCAGCAUCAGCACUCGCUGGACCAGUCGGUGAACACCUCGAUCAGGCAGGUGGAGUCGUCGCAGUUCGAUGUGGAGCCCGUGGUGGCGGAGCCGCUGGAGAAGCUGCUCGACCACAAGUCCGUCAAGGAGAAGCGCCUGGAGAUGGAGAAGAAGCUGGAGUCGCUGCGCAAGAAGCACGACAAGGAGAAGCUCAAGAUAGCCGGCCAGAAGAGCAGUCCGCUCGAGGGCAAGAAGCCCAAGUUUGCCAUCACCAACAAGCUGGUGAAGCGGCUCAGCAACAAGAGUCUUAAUUGUCUCUCUCCGAACAGCGAACCGGGCGUCGAGAUACCCGCCUGCCCCCUCGAUCUGGGCGACAGCAGCGAGGAGAGCGCUGGCGGCGCCGAUGCUGGCGAGGAGCUGGCCGGCGGCAGCAGCAGCCUGGAGGGCAGCACCCAGGAGUCGCGCCUGCGCAGCGCCUGUCGCGAGUACACGGCCCAGUACCGUGAGCUGCAGGAGAAGUAUCACGAGGCCAUAUACACGGCCGCCGAGAAGGUGCUGAAGACCUCCCAGACCGGGCAGAUGAAGCAGCUGAAGGCCUCCCUGGACAAGGUCACCGGCGAGGUGAUGCACCAGCUGCAGGAGGCGCGCCGCAACGAGGUCAAGAAUCUGGCCACAGUGCACAGGGAUCGCGACGAGCUGGUCAGAAUGAAGCGCGAGGUGGCCAGCUCUGUGGUGGAGCGAGGAGUGGCCGAGCGUGUGCGUCUGAAGCAGACGUUCGACAGGCGCACGGACGACCUGCAGAAACAGCACGACUCAGUGCGCAAUGCCCUGGCCGAGCACCGCUCCAAGGCUCGUCAAAUACUCGACAAGGAUGCAGAAUCUCGCAGCUGCGUCUCCAACAACGGCUUCCUGGUGCUCUUCCAUGGACCGCAUCAUCAUGGCUGCUCGGGCUCCGGCUCCGGCUCGUCGGCCAUUUCGGGCAAUAAUCUCACACUGAAUCUGGAUGCCGGAGCUGCGGGCGGACACUCGGCCGUAUCGCCGGCCAGGUCGCAUCACAGCAUUGCAGCGGCCACGGAGAUGAAGACGUAAGCGCUCCCAUUGAGUGCUCUUGAAAGUGGUUCUUUAUUCUUUAUUCUUUAGUUUUUAGUUUGUCGGUCUUCAGUAUUCGCGACAGAAAAUAGAAAACAAAAAGUCUUCGUAGUUCUUAAGCUAAACAAAAACUGAAAACCCUUUUGUUCGACGGGAACUCAACCUCGACUCGACUAGAUCUUAGGGGCAUCUAAAUCCUAAGCCUAAAACCGUGCAAAGGCAACGCCAGAAAUCGCUUCUUUUCAUACUGAACAAACUAGAAUGUAACGCUCUCGCAUGUACGAUGUAUUUGUAGUUAAUGUAUCUAUAUAUAUAUAUCUGUAUCUGUACACUGUAUACUGUAACUAUCGGUCUAUAUCUAGUGCAUGGAUGGACGGACCUGACGUGAAGCCGAGAGCCGUACGGUUUCUUCCUACUCGAACUUCGCCGAAACUCUGAGUGUCCAAGUGUUAAGCAAGAACAGCAAGAAAAACGUAACAGAAUCUAAGUAUAAUUUAUUUGUGGUCAAGCAGCAGCAGACUAGGGCGAUGCAGGGGGAUGAUCCAUGGGGAUAGAACGGAGGACACUGGGUCUGCGGGGGCAGGGGGGAACUGCAUCGCGUCUGCUAGUGCUCCAUCUGGAGAUUUUUCUAAAUGCUAAAUGUGGUUGUGUGUAUUACUCUUUUACAUCAGUUUUAAUUAAUCUAAUUUAUACGAUUAGUUUAAGCUCGUUCGGCCCGCACAAUUUCCAUGCACCAUGGGUGGAUUGUGGAAUGAAUCUCUGCAGCGGCAAGCACAAAGUCUAAGCCAACAAUUUAGUCAAUUAUAUUAUUUUUUAUUCGGUCGGUUGGUUGCUAUUUAUUGAUUAAUGAUUGUUUUUCCACCCUCAGUCACUAUGCUUACGUUCAUUUUUUUAGUUGAUAGAAAAACUCCAAUAAAAUUCUCUAUCGAAUUGUUUUAAA
Drosophila obscura is the source of this 5824-nucleotide messenger RNA. RefSeq names its product 1-phosphatidylinositol 4,5-bisphosphate phosphodiesterase classes I and II (gene Plc21C). The transcript has 17 exons. Gene Ontology annotation, biological process: lipid metabolic process; phosphatidylinositol-mediated signaling. Bases 868 to 4884 code for a protein of 1338 amino acids. The record is from RefSeq and is a predicted model, not a curated record. Gene Ontology annotation, molecular function: calcium ion binding; phosphatidylinositol-4,5-bisphosphate phospholipase C activity. Lineage: Eukaryota; Metazoa; Arthropoda; Insecta; Diptera; Drosophilidae.